Molecule: messenger RNA, 690 nt
Organism: Cylindrotheca closterium
Lineage: Eukaryota; Bacillariophyta; Bacillariophyceae; Bacillariales; Bacillariaceae
Source: the annotation of a GenBank genome assembly
AUGGCGCUUCGACUAGGAACAGCAUCGACAUCGACAUCGACAUCGACAUCAACAUCAUCCUCCACCUCCUCCUCCACUCCGUCCACCUUUCGACCAUUCUUUGACCGAUUGGUGGAAGAUGGACGGAUUACCAUGGGCCAAAAGACGGAUGCCGUCAAAACGUUGAGUCUUGUAUUGAAGAAUGCCGUGAUCGACCCUUUGAAAUCCAAAGACCCCAAAUAUCGUCAAUUGAAAUUGCAUAAUGUCAAAUUGCAACAACGGCUCUUUUCGAUUCCAGUCGUGAUGGACAUUUUGACUACGGUGGGCUUUCAACAGCAAACGGUGGAUGGUGAAGCAUGUUUGGUGCUGCCUUUGGAGAAAGACGCUAGUACUCUCGGACAGGAAUGCGUGGCGGAACUUGCCAUGACGCAACAACGACUUGCGUUCAUUGCGGGCGACACGAGCAAUGCCAAGCCGGUCGUUCCCGAAAAAUUGUCGGAAAAACAAAAGGCCCGCAAGCUCCUAGAAGAAAAGGAAAAGUUGGAGAAAACAAAGGCCAAGGAAAACCGCAAACGAAACUUGGCUCUGUUGAAAGCAGACAAGCACACACGCGAAAAUGAUCCCAAUUGGAAGCCAGGGGUCAGUGCAGCCUGUGCCAAAUCGGGGACUGGAAUUUCUACCUUUCGGGAUAAAUAUGGUGAAGGUGAAUAA